GACUUUAAAAGUGACUUGUUUCCCACAAAGAUUUACUUCAACUAACGGAGUCCAACUUUCUUCUCCAUGAUGAUGAUGAUGAUGAUGAUGAUGCAGGUGACGUUAUUCGUAGCCGUGCUGGUUCUUGCGGCUUCAGUUCACUCCGACUCCCAGUUUUAUCUGCCCAUCGACUGUGAUGACAUCUAUCGCCAUGACAACACCAGCUCCAGUGGGGUGUUCACCAUCUACCCAGGAGGUCCCACCACGCCGCUGCACGUCCACUGUGACAUGGACACUGACGGGGGCAGAUGGACCGUAUUUCAGAGGAGGAUCGAUGGGACUGAAAACUUCUUCAGGCCCUGGAAGCACUACAAGACUGGAUUUGGGAAUGUGGCAGGAGAAUAUUGGCUUGGCCUGGAGAACAUCUUCCUGCUGACUACGAGGAAGAACAACAUGCUGCGGGUCGACAUGGAGGACUGGGAUGGAGGGAAGGUGUCCGCCGAGUACGCCUCCUUCUCAAUCGAUUCUGAGAACGCUGGUUAUCGACUUUACCUGGGCGACUUCACCGGCGGAGCGGCAGGGGACAGUUUGGCGGAACACAACAACAUGAAGUUCACCACGUUUGACAAAGAUCUGGACGAGUGGGAUAAAAACUGUGCUCAACAUUUCCUCGGAGGAUUCUGGUACGGAAAGUGCCACUCGGCUAACCCGACCGGCAUGUACGCACCUCAUGGUGCCAUCGCAUACGGCAGUGUCACCAACAUCUGGCAAACGUGGAAAGGCACGAACUACUCCCUCAAGACUAUUGCCAUGAAGAUCAGAUCAAUUGAUACGUGUACAUGCACACGUUAACCCUUAUUAUAUGUGGAUUCACUGGAUUAUGUUCAUACUUCAUCCUACAGGUGAGGAGAGUUUUUACCAGAGGAUUUUUUGUAUUUUCAUUUUGUGUUGAUUUUGGCGGUCCCUGUGGACAAAAGUGGAAGUGUUUCCAAGAACCAGAGUCCCUUUAGAAGACCUCUCAUCAGGGUCAGCCCCUCUCAGUUCUGGUUCUGGUUCUCCCGUGCCUCCUUUCCCUAAACGUGCCUACAUGUUGCCCUCUCUCACUAUCACCGCAUGCUUCAGAAAUCAUCAAAGCAGGAUCAACAAAUGUUAAAUGCACUUUAAACAUUCAAGACCGUCUGAGCCAAAGCAUUCCUCAGGUGUUCAGGUUAAUAACAGAGAGGACGCAUUUUAACUAAACACACGGUGUCGCUCUUGGGUUGCACGACCUAAUUUGGCUGUAAGGGAGGGAAAGGUGUGGUUCUCAACAGGUCGGCUGAUUUAAUCUGACACCAGCAAAAAGAGUCAAAACAUAGAAAGAUCAUCCACUUGUGCUGGAUGAAGAAGAGGACAGAAAUAGAUCAAGAUUUUGUUAUAGUAAUUUAAAUAUUUGUGUUUUUAUUAAGGUUUUAGUAUUUUCAAUUAUUAACACAUGACAGCAGCAAAAAACAACAACAACAUAACACAGAAUAAAAAAGUUGUCAUGUCAAAAAUGUAUAUGCAUUAUCAUGUACAAUCAUUCCACGUUUAAACAAUUUUUGUGUUUGGUUCGGCUCCUUGAUUAAUGUAAGGCUUUGCCCUUGUUUGAAUUAAACAACAUUAAACAAAAUGAAA
Molecule: messenger RNA, 1632 nt
Organism: Anoplopoma fimbria (sablefish)
Lineage: Eukaryota; Metazoa; Chordata; Actinopteri; Perciformes; Anoplopomatidae
Product: microfibril-associated glycoprotein 4-like
Exons: 5
Coding region: 67-831 (254 amino acids)
Biological process (GO): elastic fiber assembly
Source: RefSeq, a predicted model, not a curated record